Ruditapes philippinarum (Manila clam) is the source of this 1783-nucleotide messenger RNA. RefSeq names its product tumor necrosis factor ligand superfamily member 15-like. Lineage: Eukaryota; Metazoa; Mollusca; Bivalvia; Venerida; Veneridae. The record is from RefSeq and is a predicted model, not a curated record. Gene Ontology annotation, cellular component: membrane. Gene Ontology annotation, molecular function: tumor necrosis factor receptor binding. The coding region runs from base 105 to 911 and encodes 268 amino acids. Gene Ontology annotation, biological process: immune response. The transcript is spliced from 3 exons.
UUUCGGAUAAUUGUGUUGACUGUGCGGGCUGCAUAAAAUGUAAAGGGAUAUACUUUUAACUGCGGCAUUCCAUAUCUUUUUUUUUCUUUAAAAAAUAGUAAGACAUGGGGCCAAGUUUUAAGAUUAUUACCCUUUGCAUGUUGUGCCUUGUUUUGCUGGUCUUAGUAAUUGUUUUGGCACUUGUGUGGUCUAUGCCGGACUUACCUCCAACUGUGUCAAAUAAUAAAAUUAGUUUACCUGCUGAAAAGGGACAUCUAGUUUGCGAUGAUACACCACAGAGACUUAAUGGUUACUUAAAUAGGAUAAUUUCCGUCAGUUAUGACCAAGUUAGAAAAAAAGAAGAAGAGCAGCAACAAAGAUUCUUGAAAGAAAACCAAGGUCAUCUUAUGGCAAUUUAUGAUAGGUACUUUUGGGAAAUGAAACCGUCUGCUAAGGUUACCGGAAAAGAACAGCCUGUAAAUACAAAAAAUACGAAAGGCGAAGAGAUGACGCCGAUCCGAGUAUGGCGACACGGAAAAGAACUUUUCGACACGAGCGGCUUCUUACGGUACGGAGUACGGUACAGAAAUGGCCGUUUGGUAGUUCCCGUAUCCGGGACUUAUUUCAUUUAUUCAUAUGUUGAUCUUUUCGAAGAAUUUAAUGACAUUCCUGGAAAACCGAACAUUAAAAACGCGACCAAACCUAUUGAACAUGCAUUGUACAAAUUCAAUAUCUUAGACGAAGCUGAAACCGAAAUUGUUACAAAUAUACAGCCCCACGUUGUAUCACGAAAUAGGUAUUACAAUUCAUACAGUAGCUUUGUAUCUUCUCUUGUCAGUCUCAAAGCUGGGGAUGAGAUUUCUGUGAAGAUUUCAGAUAUUUCAUACAUAAGAUACACGAGGAACAACUACUUUGGCUUAAACCUUAUUUAGAUGUUUCACUUCUUUGGUUUAAACCAAAUUGUGAUAUAUCUUUUCUUUGGCUUAAACCUUGUUUUUACCUCCCCGAUAUGGAGCGCGUCCUCGUCGCGGUGGAGGGGCAACAGCAAUAACAAAUUAUAAGAAAUCUCAUCUUAACAACCGAAAGUCUGACUUGAUUAAUUCAAACUUAACUGAAUUUACUGAAUUGCAAAAUCCUAAAGUCGAAGGUACCUUUCGUCAUAAGUCGUGCAACAAAAACGUUUAUAAAUGAAUCAUGACUUUCUAUAUUUGCACCUUUGUCUACAUUAGACUUUGACAGACUCUUGUUCUAGAUAUUGUAUUUGAUUUUUAUUGUACAACUGAUGAUGUUUGUGUAAAAUUCUAUGUAAUAUUUCUUACUGUGAUAUUUUAAUCAUAACUCUACAAACUUAACACUGUCAUUCUUAACUAUUAAGAAAAAAGAUAAAUGGAAUUUAAAGAUAAUAGCUAACUAUUCCAUAACAACACCGCACAAUCAACAUAUCUAUAUGAUAUUUAAUUCUUAUCAAUAUUUGCUGGCUGAGACUCCAUUUAUUACAUCUUAUUCUUUAAAGUCGAGUGCUUGUACGAGUUGGUCUAAAGUGUGUAUUGAUGUUUUGUGCAAUUUGAUUCUACAAAAAUUUAUACCAUUUUGUUGAUAGCCCAUUAUGAACAUAUCGUCAAAACAUACAUGAAAUGUAUUUGAAAUGAAAGAUAUGGGCUGAGUGUUGUUAAUUGUACAUUUAUGAAUUAUGUUUUACUGUUUCUUUAGAUUAAUAAAUAACUUUUUACUAUCAAAAAAUAUAAAAAAUAUAUAUAUAUUUAUUAUAAUAUAUACUUUGAAUUAAAAAAUCAUGUAUAAUGUA